Dovyalis caffra is the source of this 282-nucleotide messenger RNA. The record is from the annotation of a GenBank genome assembly. NCBI's taxonomy places the organism in Eukaryota, Viridiplantae, Streptophyta, Magnoliopsida, Malpighiales, Salicaceae.
AUGAAGACUCUGUUCGAAUCCUGUCCCCGCCUGACUGAUGAAAUUCUAUAUCCACCUUUCUAUUCCUGCCAUAAGUGUUCGACCCCUUCUAGUCUAAACCCUACCUCUGAGGGAGCGGAAUCUGCUGAUGAGUUCGUCGGGGAUGAUAGGCUUAUCGUGGAUGAUCUAGUAUCCAAGUUCCCGUCCUUGGGUAUUAUCUACCUCGGGGAGAAAGAGGCAAGCAAUAGGAAUAGUUGUCCCAGCCUUAGUUCUGAUGAAAUGAUUCUAUUUAUCCGGCUGUAG